UGUGCUCAGACUCUGAACAUGGUGACACCGACACUGCGGGUGGAGGACUGCAGCAUCGCUCUGUUGCCUAGAAACCACGAAAAGAACCGCUGCAUGGACGUGUUGCCUCCGGACCGCUGCCUGCCGUUCCUCAUCACCAUCGACGGAGAGAGCUCCAACUACAUCAACGCUGCUCUGAUGGACAGCUACAAGCAGCCGUCGGCCUUCAUCGUUACCCAGCAUCCUUUGCCCAAUACAGUAAAAGACUUCUGGCGUCUGGUGCUCGACUACCACUGUACAUCCAUCGUCAUGCUGAACGAUGUUGACCCGGCUCAGCUGUGUCCUCAGUACUGGCCAGAGAAUGGCGUCCAUCGUCUGGGUUCGCUGCAGGUGGAGUUUGUCUCUGCUGAUCUGGAGGAAGACGUCAUCAGUCGCAUCUUCAGGAUCUACAACACGGCCAGG
Molecule: messenger RNA, 441 nt
Organism: Paralichthys olivaceus (Japanese flounder)
Lineage: Eukaryota; Metazoa; Chordata; Actinopteri; Pleuronectiformes; Paralichthyidae
Source: RefSeq, a predicted model, not a curated record